AUGGAGAAUAUCUUUGGCACAAAGAAUUUGGUCGAUGAGAUGUUGUAUAUCUACAAUGGUCUGUGGACCACUACAUCAUUAGGCUACCGAUUCAUGUAUAGGCUGGAUUUAAAUAGUUUACGUUAUACCUAUUAUCUGAUUUCACCGAAUGAAAGCAUGGUUGAGACAAUUGAUGAAGUGCCUAAUUAUAAUGUGGAAGUUAGCGCAUGGUGGUUGGUUUUUAUAGUUCUCGAGUUUUUAUAUUUGAAGUUCAGAAAAUUCGAUAACCGUUUUGCUCUUAAUGAUUCGAUAACAUCGAUCUGUGCUGGAAUGUUAUCACAAUGUUUUAAAUUUGGUGGUCGAACAAUCGCAAUAUUUUUGUAUGUAUAUAUAUGGAAUAAUUUUCGAAUAGUUGAAAAUCCGUGGGACUCAGUAUGGACAUGGAUAUUUUGCUUAUUCUUCCAGGAUUUUAUGUAUUAUUUAGGGCAUAGAGCGGUGCAUGAAGCGGGAUUUUUUUGGGGUCUUCACGUUAUGCAUCAUAGCUCUGAAUAUUAUAAUUUCACGACUGCUUUACGUCAAGCUGCGAUUCAAGAUGCUGGCCUAGCAAUAUAUGACGUACUACAGGCAUUUUUUAUUCCACCACCUAUAUUUCUCGUUCACAGAUAUUUCAGUGAAAUUUAUCAAUUUACUCUUCAUACAAGCUUAUUUGAUACCUAUGGACCUCUCGGCAUUGUUCUAAAUACACCAUCACAUCAUCGUGUGCACCAUGGCAGAAAUCCAUAUUGCAUUGACAGAAAUUACGGUGGUGUGUUCAUAAUUUGGGAUAAGUUGUUCAAUACUUUUGAAGCAGAAAGAAAAGACGAUCGACCUGUUUAUGGAAUUGUUAAAAAUGAAAAAAAUUUUAAUCAACUCUGGCUACAAUUUCAUGUAUUAAAAGAGUUGCUAUUCGAUAAAUGGCGAACGAAAGAUGAGAAAGGCCAAGAUAUAUUUAAAGGUUUCGAAAAAAUUAAAGCCUUAUUCUACCCGCCCGGUUAUUUUCCUGGAAUGAAAGUUCAAAGAUAUUUUCAUUGGUGGUCACUGGUUGAUAACCAGGAAGGAAUACCACAAAUUGAAGCGAAUGUAGUGAAAUACAAUCCCCCAUUAUGUUUACCACUAAAACUUUAUUGUUUUUGCCAUUUUUUUAUACUUUUGGCGACAUUUUUUCAUUUUGAAUUUGAUCGAGGUCAACUUUCCUAUACGCUAUUCACAAUGAAAUUAUUGUUUUUUGUUAUAACUAUGCAAUGCCUUGGUGGAUUUUUUGAUAAAAAGUUUCAUGCAUCCUUCCUGGAAAUAUUUCGUUGCACUUGUGUAAUAUUUUAUCACAUGGAAGCGAUAAAAUACAAUAAUUAUGCGGCGACACCAGCCCAAAUAUUUUCGAUAAUCAUGUUUACACUGAGCGCUUUAUUGUGGUUUGGUUACAAUCUUAUUGCUGUAUGUUCUUUCUUUAUUCACUGGUAUUUUAUAUUUAAACCACACUUCGUAUUCAAAUUUUUUCUAAGAGCAUUCAUUCCCUAUUUAUGA
Dracunculus medinensis (Guinea worm) is the source of this 1539-nucleotide messenger RNA. Lineage: Eukaryota; Metazoa; Nematoda; Chromadorea; Rhabditida; Dracunculidae. The record is from the annotation of a GenBank genome assembly.